UGGGACAAACUGACAAAUGUACCAACAUAAAAGUAACCGCUCCGGGCCAGUGCCUAACUUCUUACAAGGUUAUUAAGGUUUUAAGCAACAUAGGACCGCAACAGUGCAUUCGAAAAUGUUUAGAGAAUCGUCAAUGCAGGUCCGUGAACUAUCAAAAGCAACAGUUUAAUUGUGAUCUAAUUGCAGCAAAACGGGGAAAAUCGGAAACCUCUUUUGUUCUGGACUCAGGGUGUGACUACAUUGAAAUGGAAAAUCAGCCACAGGAGCUGGCUGGAUCUUGUAAAGCAACAGCGUGUGAAGAGGAGUGUGUGGGUUUGAGUAACGGAAGACCAGUCUGUUUAGAAGACAGAUUUAAAGACGAAUGUCUAAACUCAUUGAAGAUAACUGGAGGAAUGAAGUACUGCUUCGUGAAAAAGUUUCUUAAAUGGCAUGCUGCCAGGGAUAGCUGCAUUUCGAUGGGAGCACAUCUCCUGAUCAUAGAAACUGAAGCAGAACAAAACUUUAUUCAACGCCAAGCCUUCGGGGAGAAAUGGUGGAUAGGAGGAACAGAUGUAAAUUCAGAGGGAACGUAUUACUGGGAACAUUCUAACAGCGCAUUGAAUUACACAAACUGGAUGAAAAAUGAACCUAACGGGGGUUCACGUGAAAAUUGCAUCGAAGUGCUUUACUUGGGUGAUUGGAAUGACAAAUCAUGUUAUACACUGACUUAUUAUAUUUGUGAAAAAUAG
Messenger RNA from Saccostrea cuccullata (small rock oyster), 728 nucleotides. Its product is annotated as hepatic lectin-like. Gene Ontology annotation, molecular function: signaling receptor activity. The record is from RefSeq and is a predicted model, not a curated record. NCBI's taxonomy places the organism in Eukaryota, Metazoa, Mollusca, Bivalvia, Ostreida, Ostreidae. The coding region runs from base 246 to 728 and encodes 160 amino acids. The transcript is spliced from 5 exons.